Cryptotermes secundus is the source of this 848-nucleotide messenger RNA. RefSeq lists its product as uncharacterized. Bases 34 to 732 code for a protein of 232 amino acids. The transcript has 2 exons. NCBI's taxonomy places the organism in Eukaryota, Metazoa, Arthropoda, Insecta, Blattodea, Kalotermitidae. Gene Ontology annotation, molecular function: nucleic acid binding. The record is from RefSeq and is a predicted model, not a curated record.
CUGCACAGAAAUCUACACGUGUACCCAUACAAAAUGAUGGUUACCCAAGAAUUAAGUGAGAGAGAUUUUGAAACUCGCAAAGCUGCGUGUGAGGACAUUCUUCAGAACAUUCCCUCUGGCGCUGUUUUGAUUUCAUCUGAUGAGGCCCACUUCCACUUGUCAGGUACUGUAAAUAAACAAAAUUUCCGCUACUGGUCAGCAGAAAACCCUCAGGAACUUCACCAACGACCACUUCACAGCCCUCGUGUGACAGUUUGGUGCGCCGUUGCUGAAUUUGGUGUGUGGGGUCCUUAUUUUUUCGAGGAAAAUGGGGUAACGGUAACGGUUACUUUGAAUCGCUACUGUCACAUGAUCGAGACCUUCCUCCGACCUAAGUUAAACCGGUUUGUUGGGGACCAUGAAGAGGGACAAGCCUGGUUCCAACAAGACGGAGCCACAGCUCACACUUCGCGGCGUUCUUUAGCAAUUCUGAGAGAGUUGUUUCCUGGACGUCUUCUCUCUUUGCGAGGAGACAUCGCCUGGCCCCCAAGAUCACCGGGACACUUAAAGGCGCAAGUGUACAAACAUCGCCCCACAACCCUGCAAGCACUUAAGGAGGCAAUCACCCAGGCAGUGGCUGCCAUUCCACCUGAAAUGACACGAAGAACUAUGGACAACUUCCGGGAAAGGCUUCGUCAAUGUGUGAACAAUGGAGGACGCCAUUUACCGGAAAUAAUUUUUAAAACCAAGUAAUGUAAAAUAGCAUCGUAUUUGUUGUUCACAAAUAAAAGUAUUUUUUCUGUAUCUUUCUUUGUUUGUUUGUAACGGCCUUUUGAAAUACGGGAGGUCGAUUUGCCGGACCCUGUAGU